Capronia epimyces CBS 606.96 is the source of this 450-nucleotide messenger RNA. RefSeq names its product ubiquitin-conjugating enzyme E2 N. Gene Ontology annotation, cellular component: nucleus. Bases 1 to 450 code for a protein of 149 amino acids. The transcript has 4 exons. Gene Ontology annotation, molecular function: ubiquitin conjugating enzyme activity. NCBI's taxonomy places the organism in Eukaryota, Fungi, Ascomycota, Eurotiomycetes, Chaetothyriales, Herpotrichiellaceae. The record is from RefSeq and is a predicted model, not a curated record. Gene Ontology annotation, biological process: protein K63-linked ubiquitination; DNA damage tolerance.
AUGGCGCUACCAAAGAGAAUCAUAAAAGAGACGGAGAGACUGAUGGCUGAACCGGUGCCGGGGAUCAGUGCUGUGCCUCACGAAGACAACCUGAGAUAUUUUGACGUGUCUAUACACGGCCCUUCUCAAUCGCCAUACGAGGGAGGCAUAUUCAAGCUCGAACUAUUUUUGCCAGAAGACUACCCUAUGACACCUCCGAAAAUCCGGUUUUUGACCAAAAUCUAUCAUCCCAACAUUGACAAACUCGGCCGAAUCUGUCUCGACGUGUUGAAGAGUAAUUGGUCGCCAGCCCUGCAGAUCAGAACCAUUCUUCUUUCGAUACAAGCUCUGCUAGGUGCGCCCAAUCCGGAUGAUCCUUUGGCAAACGAUGUUGCACAGCGGUGGAAGGAGGACCAAGAAGCAGCAAUCCAGACAGCUCGGGAAUGGACCAAAACCCAUGCCAUGACAUGA